AUGAAGUUCCCAGAGAAGGUGCCGGAGCUCUUGGUCAAGGCGCAAAGCACGGAAGGCAAGGGGGGAACCAACAGGAGACCGCCGCGGAAUGGGAGAAAGGCGCAGACAACGACCCAGUGGACCGUGAAGGGGGAGAUGAACAGUGGCCGUGGGGUCCUGAGGGCAGGCCGUCGGACAGAGCCAACGACCCACAGCGGCCCAGCGAACCCAUGGGGGAGCCACCAGACCGACGACGACCAAGGGAACCCGCGGGGGAGCCCAAACGCCGCCGCCUUCUCGGAGAACGACCCAGCGAACCUGUGGAAAGGCCUCCAAGAAGGAGGGGACAGCCAGCAGAACGCCUUCACGAAGACCGACCUCGCGAAACGGGGGAUUGAGGAUCACUCAUUAAGCGAGACAAUUGACUUCGCAGCUUGCAUGGAGGAGGGGAUGGGGUCGGACAGGCGAUUGCAAAGUGAUGGUGGAGCACUCAUGCUAUGGGGGUUAACAUGGCUCUGGCUGGUGAUGCUGUCUGGCAAGUUCCGCAAGGAAGAUGAUCAAAUUUGCGCAGGACUGGGCACAUCCGAACGAGACUCAGACGCGUCUCAGUGCCUUAGCACGAGAGACUUCACUCAAGAGGACAAGCUGGAGGGCCAUCAUCGGCAGUCUCGCGGUGACCCUGAGCACGCCCUGCACUCGGUCUUCAACGUUGCAAAAGCAGAAUUACACGAUGGGUGGACGCUGAUGCUCUCCUGCCUUCGUAUUUGCUGCCGGCAGUCACCCGUCUGUGGAGUCAUUGCGGCUUCUGGGCAGCGGGAUGCAGGGAUUGACGUUGAGGGCUCAGGAGAGCAGGGAAAAGGCCUCUUGGCAGCAUCACUGGAGUUUUUGACUUGGGCGGACCAGCAAACCAACUGGCGAUUGUCCUUUUCGCAUCCAGUCGAUAUAACAGCAUUUGUCAUCCGCACUACCGUUGCCGUUGGUGUUGUUCUUCUUGCUGUUCUGGUGCCUGAGAGUACUGAGAUGGUUACUGCUGCCGCUACCGCCACCAUUGCAUGCAACUCAAAGUUCAUGAAAGGUCUUUUUCACCUUCCCACUCAUGGGCGCGGCCCUUGGCUUUGUGGUCUCAGAGUCCCGGGUGGCCGGGGAAGUGGUACCUUCUUGUGGGUAGACUGGUGCCUUAGCGCUAAGAAGGGAGAGCAAGACGUAAAUGUGGAAGUUUGGGUCGCUGUGUCAGAUCUGUCGACAGCUGUUCCCGAGAUGGAUUGUUUCGAAACGGGUGUGAAGGUCGUUCUGGACAAGAUGAUCGUCCCGGCCCUACUGAGCUCCUGCGACAUCUUGAAAAAUGUCCUUCAGAACAUUCUACAGCAGACGCUGCGAAUGCAGGACCAGCUGCUAGCAGAGGCAGACGUGUUUCGGUUCAUAGCCACGUUCAUGGCACAAGCCUUCUGUGCAGAGUUUGAGCUGUUCAGUAUGGAUGCUUGCUUCUCGGUUCUGCGAGUCUGCAACCCCAGCCAGGGAAGCGUAGCACGGCCAGGCGAGCAUCCGAAACGAGCGCUGCCCGCAGAGCGGUCAGCGGUCAUUGUACAGUGGACGAGCGCGACGACGGAGAGGUGGGAGCGCCGCCGGACGCACCGCUGCCACCAACGCAGCGACCUGCCACAGAGCCUCGGGCAGAUCGGGCGGAGCCUCGAGGACGCAGAGAUGCCUGUCAUCCUGACGCCCCUGGCUCCACCACCCUCGCACCCUCCCAAGCUUUCCGGUGCGGCAGAGCCGAGUGCCGAAGUGCAAUGCGAGGAAGCUCAAGACAAGGAGAGCGUGUUCAAUUGUACUUCCUGCUGGGAGGUUGGAGGGAUGCUGGAAGCCGGUGGUCAGGAGGAGCCCAGAAGGCCGCCUCCGCCCGACAUGCCUCCACCGCCUUGCCCCGCAGGGCAAGAGAUCUUGCGCUGGCUUCAGCAGCCCCCUAAAGGGGAGACUGCCAUGCCAGUCGUCGCUGAUAUGGGCUGCUUCUCCGGAGGUACCGGAGGCACCCCUGGUUGGGAUGGAGAGAUCAUCCAAAGCUGCGAUCAGGAGGAUGGGGACUAUGACGGCCUGGAUGAUGCUCAUGUUGAUGACACUCAUUGGUGGGUGCUGAAGCUGCUGCUGUUGCAUCUGAACUUGCAGGGCCCAGCUCCUUCGAACUCCUGGAAGAUGCUUUCAGCAAAGUCGACGCUGCCAGGGUUGGACGCCUCACUUCAGAGAGAGCGCGAGGAGUUGGCGAUCCGCCACCAUGAGAUCCUCCAGGAGCUGCAUCAGCUCGUGCAGAGGAAUGAGUUGUUGAAGAGUGAGGCGACCAACCGAUGGACUCCGGAUGUGACAGACAAGCUGCCAGCGGACAGCGUGGAUGCAGUGAAAUUGACUGAGAUGGAUCUGGCACAGGUCCAGAGGACGAAGUCGGACGAGCCUUCUUCCGUUGGCCGCAAGAUGGCAGAGUUUCACGUGAUACGCGUGCAGGGCCAGACGAAGGUCCUGCGCGAUCCGGUGUCCGUAGAAGAUACCGAUGUGAAGAGACGGGAGCACGCGAGCCGCUUCGAGCGGAUGGGUUCGGCGAGCUCUGGUGUACUCAAGGCGGAGGCGCCCAAAGGAAUCUUUAAGUUCGUCUUUGAUCCGAUGUUUGAGACGGUCAUCUGUGUUCUCAUCGUGAUCAACUCCAUUGUGAUGUCGUUCGAAGCGCAACACGCGGGCCUCACGCUGGGCUAUGACUUAGGCAUACGAACCUACAACGCUCCUGGGACCGAGCUGUGGCCGGGUGCAGCUGAAGUGUUCGUGGCUUCUGAGUGGUUUUUUGGACCGAUAUUCGCCGCGGAGCUGAUCUUGAAAAUCAUCGGCAUGAAGUGCGAGUUCCUGCGGGACUUCUGGAACUAUUUCGACACCAUCAUGGUUGUUGCAUGGUUCGUCGACACCGUCUUCGCAGGACUUCUUCCUGUGGAUCCUAUGCUUUUGCGCCUUGCGCGCUUGGCCCGCCUCCUCCGCCUCAUGCGCUUGGUGAGGAAGCUGAAGGGGUUCGACGCUCUCUACAUACUUACCACCGCUCUCCGUGGUAGCGUGACAGUUCUCCUAUGGUCUUUCCUGAUGCUCUUCUUAUUGCAGCUGAUGUUUGCGCUCUUCCUGCAGAGGGUCGUCUCGGACUCAAUCGAGUCGAACAUCGCGAGCCAAGUCAUGGUUGCUGAGAGCAACGAGCUCUUCCUCUACUUUGGAACUUGCUCCAGGUGUUUGCUGACCAUGUUCGAGAUCACUCUUGGGAAUUGGCCUCCAGUGGCACGGCUUCUGCAGGACCAUGUGUCUGAAGCUUUCACCGCUUUCUCCAUUAUUCACAAGAUCACCAUCGGAUAUGCUCUGAUUGCGGUGAUCAACGGCGUAUUCCUCAAGGAAACCUUCCAGGCAGCAGACAAUGAUGACAAGAUCAUGAUGCGAAACACGGAGAAGAAGCGACACCAGCACAUCAAGAAGAUGAAGUCGCUGUUUGAGGCAGCAGAUGAGACAGGCGAUGGCGUCUUGGAUCGUGAGGAGUUCAUCCAAGUGAUGACCGAUCCGGAGAUCGUCAACUGGCUUGCGGCAAUGGACCUCCACAUCUCGGAUCCUAACAUGGUGUUCGACAUGGUGCAAGAAGAUGGAGGCAUCACAGCUGAGCAGCUUGUGAAAGGCGUCAGUCGGCUCAAAGGCUCUGCGAGGAGCACGGACCUGCAUUUGCUGACGCUCGAUGUGAAGAAGCUCUUUUUCCUGGUCCAGGAUUUGUGUCUUGGCCCGUGCUGCAUGAUGACGCCAUUUGAACUCUUUGGUUUGUGGUUGCUUGUCACUAGUCCACCAUGA
Messenger RNA from Symbiodinium sp. CCMP2592, 3825 nucleotides. NCBI's taxonomy places the organism in Eukaryota, Dinophyceae, Suessiales, Symbiodiniaceae. The record is from the annotation of a GenBank genome assembly.